GAGCUCUUUAUGUUCCCACUUUAUAAGUGGUAAAGCUACCACAUGGAGAAGGGGAGGACCUAUUUGAUACACAGCAUGUUAGCAGCAGAGCUGAAAAGUUUCUUCCUUUGGAUUUUCGGAGCGGAACCCAGGACACCAGGGUCUCCCCAGUUCUGAUGUUGACUUCUUUUGUGGUGUUUCCCUACUUCUCACCCAGCUGGGAUGCAAGCCAGGGGGAACAGCACAGGCUUUUGAAUGACUCUCUGCAUUGCAUCGGGGCGUCCUGGUGAGCAGGGUGACAUCAACACCAAGUGUCACCAUUGCAAUUCUGCUGUUGUGGCCACCACAGAACAAGAUAAUGCAACUGGAAUGCAAGACGUAUUCAAGAGACUAUGGCUCAAAAGAGGCGGGGCAAGGACUAGAGACUGAGUCUUCUGCCUCCCUGGUCCAUAAUCUGCAGGAGCUGCGGCGAAGUGCCUCAUUGGCCACCAAGGUCUUUAUCCAGAGAGACUACAGUGAUGGGACCAUCUGUCAGUUCCAGACCAAAUUCCCCCCGGAGCUGGACAGCCGGAUUGAGCGGCAGCUCUUUGAGGAGACCGUGAAGACCCUCAACAGCUUCUACGCGGAGGCGGAGAAGAUCGGGGGCAGCUCCUACCUUGAGGGCUGCCUGGCCUGUGCCACGGCCUACUUCAUCUUCCUCUGCAUGGAGACCCACUACGAGAAGGUUCUCAAGAAGAUCUCCCGCUACAUCCAGGAGCAGAACGAGAAGAUCUUUGCCCCUCGAGGCCUCCUGCUCACUGACCCCGUGGAGCGCGGGAUGCGGGUCAUCAGAAAAAUGAAGUCUUGGUGGGCAGCCGGCCCAGGAAUUGGGUUAUAGGCCUGCUCGCUCCACCUGGAAAAGUGUGGUCAAGGUGUACACACAGCCCACUCGCAGAGUAGAAGUGUUAAAAAAAUGUUUUUACUGGAAAAUUGAGAGGAAAACGAGGAAAGAAAACACAAAGACCGGAAUCUUCUGUUUACAA
Herpailurus yagouaroundi (jaguarundi) is the source of this 1001-nucleotide messenger RNA. It is a transcript of the gene GOLGA7B, whose product is annotated as golgin A7 family member B. NCBI's taxonomy places the organism in Eukaryota, Metazoa, Chordata, Mammalia, Carnivora, Felidae. The record is from RefSeq and is a predicted model, not a curated record. The coding region runs from base 338 to 856 and encodes 172 amino acids. Gene Ontology annotation, cellular component: palmitoyltransferase complex. The transcript has 6 exons. Gene Ontology annotation, biological process: protein targeting to membrane; peptidyl-L-cysteine S-palmitoylation.